GGUAGGCGGGGCGGGGCUGAGGGCCGCGCAGGCGGCGCGCUUCCCGGGAGCACGCGCUGCGCUUCCCGUGCCGCCGUCGCUUCCGCGCUCGGAGCUCGGCACACGGUGCAGACGUCCUGCAAGCUGGCCAUUUUCUGAUUUCGUUUUCUUGGGUUAAGCGUGGCGUCCCGAGGUCCACGCACCUUCGCUCGUGCACCAACGGCAGGGGAGGGUGGGGCGCGUCACCUUAGCGCGGGGGAGAAGGGAAGCCGGUUCCCGGGUUUGCCUGAGUAGGCGGAGGGGCCUUCUCGCCAACCACGACCGGGGCCAAAGGUCCUUCGCGACGCGAUCCCCCAGGUCUUCCUGAAGGGGCCUUUGCUCUUCGCCCCAUUAUCGCCCUUCCUUUUCUCACCUCACUAGCUCCUUCCUUCCCCUUGUCAGCAGAGACUGAAGACCUCGCUUUGCCCUCCCAGAACCCCAACUUUGAGGAACCAGCAUGUACUUACUUUGAUCAGGAUGCAGUCUGUUCGGCUGGGAAGGCUCUCAAAAUUUGUCAUGCAAAUCCAGCCAUGAACCCAAAUCGUAUCUUCAUUUAACUUUUAGUCCAGAGGGCUUUUUUUUUUUUUUUUAAAUCAACAAAAUACAACUUCUAGAGUCUUCUGAGAACUGUACUGCAUUAGAUUACCUUUGAGAUAAUUCUAAAUUAGUGCCUUGAGGAGGUUCAAAGAGGAGGCUUGACACUUUUUCCUCCACCUGUAUCAUAGUUUGAAAUGGAAAACAUGAGUUGGUGAUUUUCCACACGAGGUGGGUUUCAGAAUGCAGCCUCCGUGUGCCCUGGCCUUGUCUUGGUUAUUUGGUGUUACUUCUUAAGUGGAUUUUAAAGCGCAACAUAGCGGGCAGGUAAAGGAGCUGGUGAAAAGAAGUCCAGUAUAACUCAGUAGAGCCAUUUUAUUGGAUUCUAUUAACCUGUUUAACCUUAAGCUAAAGCCUGGCAGGAGUUUCUUGUAGGAACCCACAUACCAAGUGCAGUAUUGAAUUUUAAUGAGUGCCUUCCAGGUCUGAAGUAGAAUACAUUUUCCUCAGCUCCCACUCCCUGUUGUUUCAUAUUUGCCUUCGUGUUUUAUAUUUAAGGAAACAGUUUUAGAAUUGAAGGUUGGAAGAAUACCUUUUGAUUCAUAAAACUUAUUUGCCAAACUUGAAAACUGAAUUGGUAAAAUCUGAACCAUGGUAGAGAAAUAAGGCAGGAAACUGAAUUGUAUUGCCUUACCAAUUUUUGGAUGGCUUCUUUACUCCCGUUUUGACGUUUUAAUCUUAUGGACCAGAGAAGUACAAAAUUUUCUGUUUGUAAGGAACUUUGGCAGUUUAAUCCAACCCCAUUAUUUUACAGAGAGAAUUAAUCAGAGAAACUUUCGUGAAGAGCUUUAACAGAAGCUGAAUAGAACUAGUAGACUUAAUUAACUAGAUACUUAAGUAGAUAAUUCACACCUCCCCAAUGGAUAUUCUUGUACAAAAAUUUGUUUUGAUUAUGGUAUCUUAUAAAAAGCCAAGUAAUUACUAAAUUUUCAUUUUUUCCCAUUUUGAGUAAUUGCUUUAAUUUGUAAUUUGGGCCCAUUAGAAGCAAAUGAUACAAAUUAAUUAUAGUUAAGAAAUGUUUACAUUCUAUCAAUUCAAAUAGUACUUUCCAGUUAGUUUGAAUUUGGUAAUUAUUUUUAUUUCAAGAAUGUUUACUCAUAUUCUUGAUUCUGAUAAUUUGUGCCAGUCCUAGGAGAUGGGCAUUUCAAGAGUGUUGUGGUAUCCAUACUCUUGAUGUUAAUUAGGAAUAAAGGUCCCGUAUACAUGUGGUAAUCAAAUUCCAGCAGCCCCAGCAUUGUCACUUAGUGGUCCUCAAAUGCAGAAGUUCUGAUGCCCUUGCUUGGGUGGGGUGAAUUCUUUGCCUCUCCCAUACCACAGUGUUUAGUGUAGGCAUCUAAUAAAUACUUUUUGGCUUGUGUGCAGUUUCCCUGGUGGUGGCUUCAUGAAAGAUGGACCUUGUCUCAACUGUUCAUGCCUUGUUUCAAGUGUAGUGGGUAUUCUGUAAAUGCUUGUGGUCUUGAGUUUAAUCAAGCUUAAGACUGUAGCAGAGUGGCCUGGAAGUUGUGGAUCAUUAGAUUGUAAACCUGAAAUAUUUCAUAUUUGUUUUUGUGGUGAAUCAUAUACUCUGUUAGGCUAAAUUCUAGUACUGAAAGAUGGCAGGUAUCAAAUAUAUUAGAAAAAUGGGGGAGGAUUUACCAUUGAGAAUUUUGGUUUUUUAACAUGUAUUAUGUACUGUGAAAUUCUGAAAGGACACCGUUACUUAAAUCUUUUGAUAGAGUACCUCAGUCAAGCUAAAAUACUAUUUUCCACUGGAAGCAAAGUUUGACACCAUGAAUCGAAUGACCCUAAUUGUUACUCUAGGGCCAUUUCAAUUAAAGCCUUGGUUUCACUUUAUGGGGACAUAUAUUUCAGCAUAUAGACCUUUGUAAUAAACAUGACUUUGGGAGUUCAGGCUACCUUGGUCAGCUGUCCUGAAAUGGUACUUCACAGUUUUAGGCUGUGUUCGAUAUGUUGUGCUUCAUGUUGGUGAUACUCUUUAAAAACAAAACAGAACAAAACAGUAAACCCUCUGUAUUUUCUUUUUCUUUAAGCCUUAUCUUUACCUUCUUUAAUAGAACAGAAUAGCAUGUUUUGUUUAUUUUAAAAAAUUAAAGAGAAUUGUCUAGUAUUUCUUUUGGAAAGUACCACCACUCCCCUCUUUGAAUAGCCUUAGCAGAUAAUGUUUGGGUAAAUGCAGGGCCUAUUCCAUAGAGCAAUUCCUAUUUGAAUAUGUAGUCAUAUAAGUAAUAUCCUUCACAGGAACAUCAUCUUUGGACUACAUGCAUUUUCCUUUCUAUGGACACUAUUGAAAACAAUUGUACAGUAGAGUAGGAUGGUGUUUAAUUUAUAGGGAGCAGAUAAUUAUGCAUCUGUAAAUGCUGGUUCAUGUAUCAGUCCUAGUCUACGUGGCCUACCCACUCUCAGUGUUGUCCCUUCCACCCAGUUCUUAAAUUGAUUUAUAAGACUGAACAUUUAUUAAGACUCCCAUCCUCUUCAGAAGGUGGGAUCUGAAAUUGUUCUGGUGCCCUGAACGUUUAUUGCUCACAGAGAGGUACGGUGUCUCACUGUAUCCUUGGCAUGUACUCUUAAGAUUCUCAUUUUUAAAAGCACUGUAUUCAUUAGGAGUUUUGACCUAUAGGUAAUAAACAUCUUAGUGAAGUGUGUGUGAAGCAUCUAGAAUAUAUCAACAUAGGUUUAAAUGGAAUUAGGACAUAGAAUCAAUUAGUAAGAAAUAGUAAGAAUAUUUAGUCCUUUACUCCCACAUGUGAAGGUCACACUUAAUUCAUUUAAACAGAUGACACCUUUAUUUUUAAUACUUAUUUUUAAAAGUAACCAGAGAAGCAAUUCCACAGCCUUUCUUUAGUAACUGUUAAGUAGUCCAUAGAGUUUAUGUUUCUUGUGUGGUUACUUUUGUAUUCCACAUCCCUUGUGGACCUGGAACUUUGUUGGAAGCCUAAUGAAGAACUCUAACAGCUUGGCCAUCUUCCUCUGCCUGCCAUCCCUUCUCCCCUCAGGGAGCAGGGGCCAGUUCUUGUCCAGACUGGAUAUUGGUGUAUUACUUCAGUUAGGGUAAAACUUGUAGAGCCAUGAUACAGCAACACUGCCUACUGGACUUGCACUCACUUAGAUUGAUUCCUUUGAUACUGAGGAUAGGCCAGCUGAGAGCUGGGUUCUUGGCAGUUAUCAUUUGAGUCCUUUUAAAGGGUCAGUUUUUCAUUUGCAUCAGGUACUUUAGAAUACCUUGGGUUUAUCCAGUCAUUCCUUUGACCCAUUUCCUGACUACCUUGCUGUUGGGUUCUCUGUCUUAGCUGAGUCACUUAAUGGGUGAUUUUCAUCCAUUUUCAGUGGCAACUAAUUAUUUUCAAGUGUUUGUUUUUCUACCCAUGUUUUCUCUUAGUUUUAAACUUUCAUUUGACUAAAAUACCUGUUAUAUUCUCCCAUAACACAUUUGUUCAUUAUCUGUGUUUUCAUCUAGAUUGUGUAUACCCUGAGUGUUGGGACCAAAUCUGUGCUGUUGGUGGCAGUGUCCUCAGUACUCAGCACAUAGCAGGUAACACAGAUGAUAAAAAUCCGUUCAAGAAUUUGUAUGUGACAUCUGCAGCAGGUUCAAAACUCUCAGCUAUAAGACAAACUGGAUACUUCGUAAAGAUUUUCAUCUAUAAUGCACAGAGAUCCAAAAUCCAUUACUGAAAUUGUCUGGGUGAGCUGCCUGCUGGGUCCAGUGAUGCACUAGUAGACAAAGAAGUUGAAAAAGAAGGCUCACUUAUUCUCUGGAUGACUGGCAGAAUGUGACACCAAUAUGGUAUCAUGCCCUACUAUGAUUCGAAGGACUUGAUGACUCUGAUUAAAUAAAAAUGACUCUUUUUUGGUGGGGGUGUUUGAAGUAAAUUUGACUUUUAGUUGGGGAACGUGUAAUGUAUUACUCCAUAAUAAUAUAUGGUAAUCAGUCAUUCAAGUUCCUGAAUAUUUGUGGAACUUACAUAGUUACACCUUUUAUUAUUGGGUUCUCUUACUGUAAGGCAAGUACUAUAAAGAAAAACAUCUGUUUAACCUAAAAAAAGUUAACCUAAAAAGAUUAAUUUAAGGAGUGUAAUUUUCACAUAGAAAUUUUUACUUAGAGCAUUCUUGAAAAUACUCAUCCCUAGAGUAUUAAAAUAAUGUUUUUAGUUUCAAAAAGUUACUGUACCCAGAAAUUUUGAGGAAAAUGUUCUUUUGUGUAGGCUCUUGAAUUCAAUAGUAGAAUAAUCAUACUGUACAGUAUUCUGCAUAGAAUGAUUAAUAAAUUAAUAGUAACUCCUAAAAUACUAAUAACUUAAGAUCUAUUAGCUAAAUUUACUUAAAAUGAUUUAGUGAGCAGGUGUGAACUGGAAAUAAACCUGUGUAUUUACUAAAAUUAUUGAAUCACAACAAAACUGGAACAUCAAAGUACUCUAUAAACCAAAUCAAUAUUUUAUUUGGUUAGAGUUCCUGCUUUUGACAUAUAUCUAUUUAUAUCAGUUAUAAAGGACCUGAAAGUUCUGGGAAAUUCUUUGAAAGAGGUGGGUAGAUUCUCUCAAAGUUGAAUCCCAUUUCUUUUCUCAGUGAAUCUUUAAUUUUUUUUUUUCAUCUUAGUGUUCAACAAAAACUCUGGUGGUCCAGGAUAUAAAACAUAAUAGUUCAUACAGAUAGAUCAUUUACAAACAGAAAAAGAUUCCCUCAUGAUUUACCUUGAAAUCUUUAUUCAAGGCCUGUACCAUUCAAUAUGUCGGUGUGCCACUUGCCACCUACAGCACAUUUUUUGGUCAGAAUGCAGUGUAACUAACAUAAUCAUUCUGUAAGGAAAAGGAUAUGCGGGUUGCUGAAGAGUGGAAGUUAAACACAUCUAAUUUACAAGUCAGAUUAGAGAUGAGAAUAAUACAAUAGCUUGAUGUGGAAUUGAUUUCAUUUCAUGGUUUUUACAGUAUUUUUUCAUUGAAGUAAUGCCUAUAACUGAAAGACAGGUGUGUUGUAGCAUUUGAAUGCUGUAAAUGCUUUUGAAUCUGGAAUGAAAGGAGAUGCUCUUAGAUGUUUAGAUUCUAAAACUCAGGGAUUUUGAAAUGAAAUGUUCUGUCAUUCAUUUAUUGUGCCAUAAUUGAACUGCCUUGUGGAUUUUGUUUGAGAUUAUUCUGAUUAAUAUUUGGAAAACUUGACAAUUUCAAAUAUAAGAUACUUUUGGAAAGACUAUGAUUUUGUGUCAGUGUGUGUUUAAAUAAAGCAGCAAACACCUUUUUACCUUAUGAAUAGGUUGUAUUUAAUAAGAAAUCAUGUGUAUUUAACAUUGAUAGACAUUUAAAUGAGGAAUUCCAUGUGGUCUUCUAAGGAGAGAACAUUAAACAGAGCACUUUAUAGAUUGCCAUUAUUAUUUUUUCCCUAAAGUAAACCUUUUAAAAAAUAUAACAUGUAGAAUAAUGCCUAAAUAAAGCUUGACAUGUUGCAGUUAUUCUUAUUUUACCUCUUCUUACUGAAAUUGAGAAGACAUUUCAUAAAGUGAGUCUGAAAAACUAAUUCAUUGCAGAAAGGAAGUGCUAUUUAUUGGAAUUUGAGAACACAGUUGCAGAAAAGCAUGUGUUGAUGUUUUGAAUGGUUCUUGAGCCAAUAAUUGAUUUGAGUAUUAUUAGGAGAAGAAAAUCCAGGUGUUUCAAACUAGUUUUGUAUUAGUAAUCAAAAGAUUUAGUUUCAUCCUUUCCCAUCCCUGCUACAUGGUGAGUUCUCAUGAAUUGAUUUCUGAGGUGACAAAACAUUGGGAUUUAGUGUAUUGAGAAUUCAUUAAUUGCAUCUUUUUUGUCUACUCCUUUACAUAGGACUUACUUAGUCAUUUUGUUUAUAGGGCAUGAGAAAGAUACUGAAUCCUAACUUUUAUGGACCUCAAAAAAGACUUGAAUAAAGAUUAAUGUAAGGUACCCCUACAUUAGCCAGAUUGGAUGUAUGUAAAAAGAGGCAUAGGUAUAUCUGGAUCAUGAGGUGUGCUUUAAGAAGAAGACCAUAGAAAAGAAGAACACAUUUUCUUCUUGCCACAAAAACUGCAGUAGAAAAAAUCUGUGACAGUUUGAAGGGCUGAUGAGUACUCUUAUCAUCGAAGCAUUCUAUGGAGGGUCCCAUAAACAGCUCGUGGACCUUCUCCGAGAAGAGUUGGAAAACUGUGUUCUUUAUACUCUUCCUGCAAAGAAGUGGCAUUGGAGAGCACGGACAUCAGCUUUAUACUUCUCUCAGAAUAUUCCCAUCAGUGAGCAUUACAGGCUCCUCUUUGCAAGCUCAGUGCUUAACCUGACUGAACUGAUUGCCCUUCGGCCUGACCUUGGGAAAUUGAAAAAGAUUCUGUACUUCCACGAGAACCAAUUGGUGUAUCCUGUCAAGAAAUGUCAGGAGAGGGAUUUCCAAUAUGGAUACAACCAAAUUCUCUCAUGCCUGGUAGCUGAUGUAGUGGUAUUCAACUCGGUUUUUAAUAUGCAGUCAUUUCUCUCUUCUAUUGGGAGAUUUAUGAAGCUGAUUCCUGAUCACAGACCUAAGGAUCUGGAAAGCAUCAUCAGACCCAAGUGCCAAGUUAUUUACUUUCCCAUCAGGUUUCCUGAUGUGAGCAGAUUCAUGCCCAAGCAUAAAAUGGCCCAUUUACAAAAGAUGCUCAGCCUUCGAGGAGAUGGCAGUGCUGCUUCAUCCAUGGCCCUUCCUCUCCCUCUGGAGCAGGGAAGUUCUGAGAAUAUAUUGGAUAAUGUUGAGUCACAGUCUGGACCUUGUGAUGCUGCACAACCAGAAAACCUGGUUAGCUCAUUAAUGCAGGAGUCAUACUUGAAAAUGCGAGACUCAUUAGAUAAUUCAAGCUCUCAUCCUGGAGAAAAGAAACAAAAUCUGUAUGACAUUUCAAGUGGAGCUGAUGAUCAACAAAGACCGUUGCACAUUGUCUGGCCUCACAGGUGGGAGCAUGAUAAAGAUCCAGAAACUUUUUUAAAGAUAUUAAUGCAUCUUAAGGACUUAGGACUUAAUUUCCAUGUAUCUGUCCUUGGAGAAACCUUCACAGAUGUCCCAGAUAUAUUUUCAGAGUCCAAAAAGGCGCUGGAAUCAUCCGUCUUACACUGGGGCUACUUACCCAGCAGAGAAGACUAUUUCCACGUACUGUGCCUGGCUGAUGUUGUCAUCUCAACAGCUAAGCAUGAAUUCUUUGGAGUGGCGAUGUUGGAAGCUGUGUAUUGUGGUUGUUACCCACUUUGUCCCAAAGACUUGGUGUAUCCUGAAAUAUUUCCAGCUGAAUAUCUGUAUUCUACACCUGAACAGCUUUCAAAAAGGCUCCAGAAUUUCUGCAAGAGACCUGAUAUUAUAAGGAAACAUCUCUAUAAGGGUGACAUGAAUCCUUUUUCGUGGGCAGCCCUACAUGGUAAAUUCAGGUCUCUGCUUACAACAGAACCAAAGGAAGAUUUGUGACAGAUGGGGCUAAGUCACAAACUUGCAGCCUAAGGCAGAAUCUGUAGAACUUUCCAGAGUGUGCCCAUAUUUACCUGAUCAGAGAGAACAGAAAAUCUGCAGAGGAAGCUGAGCCUGGCUGCUUGUCAUAGCUGACACAGAGCCAUCUGCCACAAACCUGUGGCGGCUUCAGAUCUCCAAUCCCUGCCACCACCCCAACUCAAAUUAAAUACAGAUUCCUAGAGACGUUAUGAUGGUUACACAUGUCCUCGGCAUCACAUGGAGGAGACUGUUCAAAAAAAAUAUGUGGCCUGUUGUAUAACCGCACUCAUGUAUCCCAUAUGUGGUGCCACAUUGAAUUUCCGGUGGAAUCCGUUUUUAUCCUUUGUACUGGAUGACAUGGUGCCUGAAUUCUUUCUCUUUGCCGACAUGAUGGCAGCCAAACUGCAGCUUCAAACACUCACACUUGGCUGGGUUUCUACCUGGGUUGCCAGGUUAUCACCGGAGCUGUCUUGUGCCCCCAGAGGGCCACGGGGUCUGAAAGGAGGACCGGAAUGCUAUGGGACUAAUUGGGCAGCCAUCUCAGAACUGUUUGUGGCAAAGGGCUGGUUUAGCACUUUCCUUUUAGCAAAUUAAUGACUCUCUGGCACAGGCAUUUUUAAGUGAAGGUAUUAAUAAGGGGUCUGGCAGGUAUUUCCAUGAUUCACAGAGUUACAUUUGCAUUUAAUUUAUCUUAAAGAAAGUUGCAAGAUAAACAGCUGUAAUUUGGACAAACAUGGGAAAUACCCUGAGUGGGGCCAUCUUACCCAUAAAAUGAACACUGAGAUACUUGUUUUUUUUCAUGGGUAAAAAUAGAGAAAUGAAAAUACUUCUAACAAAACCAGUACUUUUGAUAUAAAUAUUUCUUGAAAAUAUUUGGAUUCAGCUACAAAUGUAACAUUUUCAAGACAAAUCACUUACAUUCCAAUAGUCAUGCUGCUGUAUUUGUGGAUGUAAAGAUGUUUUGAACAGUUAGAUUAUAAAAUAAAUUUUUAAUAAAGUGCCCUCUG
This is a messenger RNA of Phyllostomus discolor (pale spear-nosed bat), 9050 nucleotides long. RefSeq names its product glycosyltransferase like domain containing 1 (gene QTMAN). The coding region runs from base 6667 to 8022 and encodes 451 amino acids. Gene Ontology annotation, molecular function: glycosyltransferase activity. The record is from RefSeq and is a predicted model, not a curated record. Lineage: Eukaryota; Metazoa; Chordata; Mammalia; Chiroptera; Phyllostomidae. The transcript has 13 exons.